Messenger RNA from Hyposmocoma kahamanoa, 746 nucleotides. Its product is annotated as ARL14 effector protein. Bases 210 to 515 code for a protein of 101 amino acids. The record is from RefSeq and is a predicted model, not a curated record. The transcript is spliced from 3 exons. Gene Ontology annotation, cellular component: intracellular membrane-bounded organelle. NCBI's taxonomy places the organism in Eukaryota, Metazoa, Arthropoda, Insecta, Lepidoptera, Cosmopterigidae.
AUGUGCCAAGGAGGAUCUAAUCACUACGUUGGUUUGUGCUGUGUGUAUAGCUAGGGUAGAAGUAUUGUUUGAUUGUGUUCUGUGCCAUUACUACAUGCAAGCAUCAAUCCCAUCAAUCAAUUUCAUUAGUAAAUAGUAAAGAAGAUUGAUUUGUCCGUUCGUGCAGCCGGUACGCUUGUUUACUUUUAAUUACAAAACAAAAUAAGAAAAUGCAUUUCCUAGAUAACUUCAAUCCGGAAACUUCAGCUAGGGAGCGCCGUAAACUCAGUCGUAGAAGUUACUUUAUGAACCGCAGAAAUAAAAAUAUCUAUAAUGAGCGUGGUCACAUAACUGCGACUGGCAAAGAUCUAUGUGAUUGUUUAGAUGACUCUUGCGCUGGAUGCCAUUUCCCAUGUCCUAAGUGUAAUUCUACUAAAUGCGGCCAUGAAUGCAGAGUAAAUAGAAAAUGGAUGUAUGAGAAAAUAGAAACAGAAGGAAACGAUUUUGUCAUAAAAAACGAUUACAAGCACAAAUAAUUGAGUCCUUACCUACAAUAUCUUGCUAUGUUAGAAGUAAUGUUUGUAUGUAGUAUUUGUAUGUAUUUCUUUAUAUUUAAUUUAAUUAGUUGCUAAACAUUGCAAUAUCUAAAGUAAUAAUUUGUGAUAAUGUAUCUAAAUUACAAUUUUAAAUAAAAAUAGUUUUCAUGAUAUUCAUAUUCAAAAGUAGAAUAAAUUGAAUUCCCUUCCCGUCUGUCCAUUUUCACUAUU